CCCAGCACUUCCCCCCGCAGGGGCGGGGCCGUGACGUCACGCCGGGCGCCGAGCGGCAGGGCGCCGCAGUGCGGGCCGGAGGUGCUGGCGGCUGGCGCCGAGGGGAGGCCUGCGCGCAGCUGCGUGGCCAAGGCAUGGUUCGCUUCGGGCUGACCGUCGUCCGGCAUGGAGAAACAAGAUACAACAAAGACAAGAUUCUGCAAGGUCAAGGAGUGGAUGAGCCACUCUCUGCAACUGGUUUCAGACAGGCAGAUGCUGCUGGUUUAUUUCUCAGUAAUGUGAAGUUUACUCAUGUCUUUUCAAGUGACCUCCUUCGAGCAAAGCAGACUGCUGCCACAAUUCUAGGGAAGAAUAACUUCUGCAAAGACUUGGAAAUCAAAUAUGAUGCAAGACUUCGAGAGAGAAAAUACGGUGUUGCAGAAGGAAGGCCUCUGACUGACCUGAAGGCUAUGGCAAAGGCUGCUGGAGAGCAAUGUCCUUCAUUCACACCUUCUGGAGGAGAAACACUGGAUGAAGUAAGAGAACGUGCAAAGGAUUUUUUUGACUUCCUGUGUCGGCUCGCUGUUGAAUUGGAACAGAAAGAGCAAGACGUGGGUGCUGCAGCAAGCAGAAGCUCAGAAGCACUUGGAGAACACUCAGGUUUCCCUUGGACAAACCACUGCAGUGAAACAGAACUUAGCUCUGAUGGAGCUUCUCAGACAUUAGAUGCCAAUAUAUUAGUGGUGAGUCACGGAGCCUACAUGAGGAACUGGAUUGGUUAUUUUGUUUCAGAUCUCAACUGUACUUUACCGACAGAUUCAACAAAGUCUCAGUUGUCUUCUGUCAGUCCAAAUACAGGAGUUAGUCACUUCAUUGUGAAACUUGAAAAUGGAAACGUGUUAAAACCUGAAAUCACAUGUGUUUGUCUUAAUCAAGACUCUCACUUGGUGAAUGUGGGAGCUGAAUGUGUUGCUCCAAAAGUGUUUUAAGAGUCCUUGUAGGAGCGGGUUGGUUUAGAUGACCGUUAUGCUAAGCCAGGGAAAGGUAUCUGUAGUAGUUACUUGAGAUAGACUGGAGUUACUUGACACUAAACUGCAAAACUGAAGGCAUACAACUGCUUACCAUCCAUACCACAAUUUGCAUGGUCCUUGUGCCCAGUAUCAGUUGGCACUAGGGAAAUAACACAAAUGUUUCUGGAUACUUCCAGUCACUUGCAUAUCUACUCCUGCAGUGCAUAUUUCUUAAAACUUCUUUUCAAUAGACCAUAAUUAUUUUGGUUAUCUCCAGAUAAGGGGAGGAGAGAGGAAUAGUACCUCUGAUGUGAGGUAGACUGUAUUCUUGUUUUAUUACAAAAUGCUGUAUUGUAAUAUUCAAUAUAGAUUGGCUUGAAAGAAGCUUUUGAAUGCAAUAGGAGCAUUGCCUAGUGGGAAAGGUUGGGUGCAGAGUCAGGGGAUAUAUUCCUGCCUCUGCUCCUUGAGUAGCUGUGAGACUCUGGGCAAAUCUCUUCCAUUUCUAAAAUGGGAAUGAUGCUAUACCUACCUCACAGGAGUGUCUUGUAAGAAGUUGUUAGUGUUGUUGAGCCUUCUCUGUUGAAGACAAAACCAAAAGUAUUUAUUUUUAACUGUAAGCAGGAUGAAGAUUCAGAUGCACGUAGCUGAAAUAAAUCUCUCUUCUGAAAAGGAGCCUUAUCGAUAGGGGGGGAGUUGUACCUGACUAGAAUCUUUUGUUCAGCUGCAGUCAUACACUUGAUGAAUGUUUGCCUAGAAUUAGGCAAGUUUGAUUGAUUCAGAGUUGUUUAUAGCUGCCAGUAGUGCUGAGUUCUUUCUCCACUGAAGUGUUUGUGGUGUGACUCUGGAAGCUUAUCUGUGUUAUUUAUGUAACAUCCACACACUUUUUCUUCAUUUGCAUCUUUUAAGCUUGUUUUAAUAAAGCCUCCUGGAUGGAAUUCCAUUUUGUCUGGUUUGUGGGGUUUUUUUUUGAAGUAAAAUAGUCUUUGUUAAUAUUACUCUCUGAAGCUUUGCUCAAGCCAUGCACAUUCCUGGCUUGUUUUUUUUCUAAGUGGAUUUUGGUUGGUUUGGUUGGUUUGGUUUUGUCUUUUUCUUUCCUUCUGAAAAAACCCAGGCUGAUCUUCUACUGUGGAAAGAAGAGCCCUUUUUAGGGCUUAUGGAACAUUGUUGCCAUGACUCUUCUUUGGAAAGAAGAGUCACUGCUGAUGGUGAAAUGUUAAGGAUGUCCUUAAACAGCUUGCAACUGUACACAAUUAACUGAUUGGAGUUUUUGUAAUAUAAUAACAACAAUAAAAAAUUACACUGUUCUGUGUA
This is a messenger RNA of Pogoniulus pusillus (Red-fronted tinkerbird), 2300 nucleotides long. RefSeq names its product TP53 induced glycolysis regulatory phosphatase (gene TIGAR). The coding region runs from base 135 to 968 and encodes 277 amino acids. Gene Ontology annotation, biological process: regulation of pentose-phosphate shunt; negative regulation of glycolytic process. The record is from RefSeq and is a predicted model, not a curated record. Gene Ontology annotation, molecular function: fructose-2,6-bisphosphate 2-phosphatase activity. The transcript has 6 exons. Gene Ontology annotation, cellular component: cytosol. Lineage: Eukaryota; Metazoa; Chordata; Aves; Piciformes; Lybiidae.